AUGGGCGAGGCGUUUGCCACAGUGUCGGAUGGAUCAUUGGACACGUCGGUGCUCUCUGGUGCGGAUGAUGACAACCUCUCUGACAUUGGGCUGGGGCGGUCGUCGGCAUCGUGGCGGGCGGUGCUUGAGAUGACGGUCUUUGAUGCCAUGUUUGCUAUUGUAUCUCGGUCGUCGUCGCAGCCGAUCUUCUCUAUUCUCGUCUUGCUCAUCGAGUUUGGGCAGAUUGCUGCAUUUGCCUUUCACAAGACGUUUGAGUGGGGCCCAUGGAGCGGAGACGUGAUGACGCCGACGCUCAACGUGGUCUCGCUGCGGCUUGUCUUUUCCUCGUUUGACGUCUUCCGGGUCGUCAACGCGUUGGUGUAUGCAGCGCUGUUGCUCGCGUGGGCCGACGCGGUGUAUGUGGGCCUCGCGCUUCGCGACUCGUCGCGGGUCCGGAUCUGGCCGCUCCGGCUUCUGCGGUAUGCGGUGGCGUUUGCAGUUACUGUGCUCUACAUUCCGAUCAUGAGCAUUUUGCUGACGCCGCUGGCAUGCGACUACGCGGUGGACCCGCCGGUCCUCUACGACUACUCGGAUACAAAGUGUGUGACGGGUGAGGUUGUAACGUACGGGGUGAUCUCUGGCGUUUUGAUGGUCAUGUUUCUGUGUGCGACGGCUGCGCUCUCACUGGUGUACUUUCACGACUCGCCCGACUCGGGCCACCUGCUUGCUCGGCCGCAUGCGCGAGUCGACUGCGCCACCCAUGUGGCCAAGUCGGUACUCCUCCUCGCGUUUGCAAUUCUGCCUAACGAGCGGACACUGCUCGGUGUGAUUCUCAUCGGGUGCACGGCGUCGAUAUUUGGCCUCCACGUCGUCUUCAUGGCGCUGUACAACACGCGGCUGCAAGUUGCGCGGACAGGUGGCUUUCUGGCACUUACGUGGCUGGCAUCAAUGGCGCUAGGCACGGUGGGUGGGAACGGGGAGGAUAGUAACUCGAACGCCAUGUUUGUGGCGGCGUUGGCCGGCGUGCCGGUCUUUGCUGUGCUUGGCGCGGCGAUCGGCGGCUGGCGGUUGAUGUAUGUCCGCCGGCGACACGCGCUCAACGCUGUUGUACCACUCUCGCGUGAGGGCAAGAAGCUUCGCAAGUUCCACCUUGUGACCGAUGUCGAGCUUGUGGCGCGGGCGCUGAUCGAGUCUGCCAACGUCGAUGCGGCCAACACGGUCUUUCGCGCGGGUUUUGAGCAGUUUCCCGACUCGGUCUUUCUCCUGCUCUGCUACGUGCGAUUUCUGGCGAGCGUGGGAAAUACUGCGAUGGCACACGCGUACCUGGACCAGUCGCUCGCGUUGCCCGCACGGGUUGAUCUCCGGUUCUUGCGAUACCGCAAGCUGCGGGAGGUGGAGCAGGCGCAACUUGCACGCGGGCUAACGACCGGCACGAUGGAUCUCAUCUCGUAUGUGCAGUUUGAGACAAUGCUACGGACAGCGCGGUCGCACCACAACGCAGCCAUUCGGUCACUGGCCAACUUUUGGCGGACGCUGCUGAGGUCUGACCGCGCGUUUCUGGAGCGGUCAGCCAAACUCAUUGCACGGAUCGAUGAGUCGGAGCGUUCGGCUAACAACUACUACCGUCAGCUUGUUCGCAAGUACCCGAACACACCUGGUCUACUUGUUUCGUACGCUACGUUCCUUGACCAAGUCUCGAACCGGCCGAUCCUCGCCGAGCGGUUCCUCCGCAAGGCGCGGCGUGUAGCUAUGGCGACAGCGACCGAUGAGGGCGGUGGUGGUGGCGCAGGCGCGGGUGCUGGCGGGACAGGGGGCGUGGGCGGGCCGGACGACACCGGAGCGAUGGCGCUUGUCAACGGGGCGAUUGACGCGAUUGUGACGCUCUCGGAGGGUGGCGGCAUUGCAUCGGUCAACAGCCACGCGCGCAAGCUCCUCGGGUACGACAACUCCAAGACGGCCAAAGUCGCCCUCCGAGGCGAACCGUUCAUGACAACUCUCCUCAUGCCACCAUUCUCUGACUGGCAGGACGCGCUGCUCGGCUCUGCGUCGUCGCUGACGCGAACCUUUGUGUUUGACAUGAAGUGUGCGGACCGGAGCCGGAAGCGUGUGGCGUUGUCGCUGGUACGGACACGUGCACGGGCUGCACAGUACAUUGCGGUGAUGCGACCGCUGCCCGAGGCCGACACGCGUGUGGCGGUUUAUUGCCUUCGUGGCGGUGCCGUGGUGGGUGUCUCGGGCAAGCCAGAGCAGCUGCUGGGGAUCCACUCUGACGCGUUGAUGGGUACACACAUCAUGGCGCUGUUCCCGUCAUCAGGCCCGGGCGUCCAGGCGGCGUCAGGCUCGGUCGCCAACUGGCUGUCGACGAUGUCUGCGACGGCGUCGACGUACGAGGCGCACACCCGGCUUGUGCGCAACGGCAAAGGCGAGCAAGUGCCGGUGGUAGUUACCGGGCUCUUUCUCGGUGGCUCUGGGCAUGACUCGAUCGGCAUGCUUGUGCUCAACACGGUCUCGGCCUUUUCGAUGGAAGUGGUCAUUUCGCCAGCUGGGCAUAUUCUCUCAACAACAAGCGGCACAACCGAGGCUCUGUUUGGCGUCUCGGAGCACUCUAUUCUUGGGCUGGGGCUUGGCGAGCUGUUUGCGCUUAAUGGCGGCGACGGUGACGAGGGUGCGGAAAAUGGAGUUGGGCUCGACGGCAGCGAGACCGUGGCGAGCGGUGGUGGGGCCGGUGAAGAGACCAACAUGGUGGCGUCGACCAUUGUUCACGCCACAUUUGGCAGAGCGCUUCGGCUGGUGCAGAACGUGUCCAUGGCCGGGCCUCAAGCCACGCCAGCCGAUCAUCUCUCGCUUUGGUUCAAGAGCCAGGAUGAGGCGAGUUUGGUGUACUCGAUUGCCAAAGAGCAUAGCGAUGAUGUCGGAUCGCACGUUCCGGUGAUGCUGGUCCCGCUCCCGCUUCUUGAGGAGGCUGACCGUGGCGAGGCGCUGUGCAUGAUGCAGACGCACCCGCAUGUGACAUCGCGCGUCUCGCUCCCGGUCAUUGCGGUGGGGUACGUGGAAGAGUCGGGAACCAUCCGGUUGCUCAUGAUUCCGCUCGCGCCACAGGAUGGCGAUGCCGCGUUGACUCCGUCUUCGUCGCUCACUGGCCAGUCUUCCAUCGGCCGAAUGCCGAGCGGAACGAGCAAACAGAGCUCGGGCCGGAUGAGCUCGGGUCGUCAGACCAGCGGACGGAUGCCGCGGGUGGGGCCGUCGAUGUCCUCGCUGCGGGCCGGGAACAGGAGCCCUGGUAGCCGCGUUGCGCCGCCGCGCUCAACGUUGGCGCUAGCGUCGCCGUUUGACUCUGUGGGUGCGUCAGCCAGUGGUGCGGAGCUUUCGGAUGAGCGGUCGCUGUUUGUGGCGUCGCGCGAUGACGAGCCGCCGUCGCCGACGACCCGCUCGGCAUUCGACGAGACCUCGGACGUAUUAUUGGGUGAGCGAUCGGGUCGUCGUAAGCGGUCGACGUCGCGGGCGUCGGUGUCGUCGGUGAUGACAGGGUGGCCGCGACAGCAGCGGCGACGGUCGAUGCUGGCGCCAUCGACGCUGGUGAGGGGCGCAGCGCCGGGAGAAUUGCGACGGAGUGGGCUGCCACCACGAUCGCGAUCAUCAUCGCGGCAGACGGGAGUGCGGCCGAGGACGCCACCACGGUCGCGCAAAGCUUCCAAGAAUACGCAUCGGCGGAAGCACUCGCGGUCGCGGUCGCGAUCACGGUCACAGUCACGGUCACGGUCGCGGACGACUCGACGUGGCUCGGUCACUUUGCAGAGCCUUGAAGCGUUAGUAGACGUGGCGAUGGAGGCCGAGAGUGGGCACGGAUCUGCCGGCGGCAGCGCACGUGAAUCCCGCAGACGAGGUCGCGACGUCGAUGAGGUGGCCACCGACGUUGGAGCACUGGCAGAUGAGACCAGACUAGUGUCCACGGAGGAGCAUGCCAUGGUGACGAGCGCGCGAGCUCGGCUUGCGGCGCGGCGCCGAGUUGCGCAGCAGGCCGACUCGGACGUGGCAACGUCGCUGCGGGCGAUCCGGUCCAAGACGGAGCACUCGAUUUCUCAGCUCGGCAAGCGUGUGGCGGCCUUUGCGAUUAUUUUGGCUCUACUUUGCCUCUCUGUGUUUGUGGCGUCGUCGAUUUUGCUCGACCAGGCGCGCGAGCAGCCGCAGCGAGCGCAGGGAGCGGCGAUGCGUGUUGCGGGACUUGCGCGGACAGUUGGCGCGGUCGAGGCGGUUUACUUGCUCGAGCGGGCGGACACGCUGUGGGCCAACGGGUCUGUGCUCGCGGAGCCGGAGCUGCGAGAGCUCAACUCUUUGCUGCUCGGCGGGCAAGAGUCAUUUGCAUCUGAGGCUAGCGUCCAGACGACGAUGGCGCGGCUGGUGGACGAAAUUGGGGUCGGACUGGAGGCGAUGCUGUACGGGCACGGGAUGCUAGCAUCUACAGAAGGUCUUCAUGAUCCGCAGGCCAAGAUUGCGAGCUUGCAUGAGGGCGCGGCACAAGUCGAACUUUACCACUUUGAAGGGUUCGGCGAGGUGGCUGCGACGUGGCCGUCCAGCAUCAACCUGGGUGCCCGAGUCCGUGGCGAUCCGUACAAUGUACGCGAAGCGCUCCAUGUCGUCCGCGACGCGGCCGUGUCGUACGCUAGUUACAUCCGCCGCAAGCUGCAGCUUCCGAUGGCGACUGUGGGAAGCAACACAAGUGCCACAGCUGAGCCUGCUGCUUGGGCUAGCUCUGUGACAGAUCCUGUCGACGACGCGCUGUUUGUGUUGUACAAUGGGCGGCAAUCGCUGCGGGUGGCACUUGAGGCUGCGGUGGAGGUUGAGCAGGAGGUAGCGAGCCAGACGAACGCGCGGUCGCUGGUGGUACUUUGCGCGCUAACGGGUGCGAUGGUGGCAAUCCAUGUUGCGGCGGUGUUUGUCAUUGUGCGGCCGUCGUUGCGAGCGGCGUCGAAGCGACGGUGGGCGACGAUUUCCGUGUUUCUGGCAAUUCCCAAGACUGCGGUGGCUCGUCUGAUGCGCGGCGGCGUGUACGCAAGCACGAGUGCCGGGGAAAUGGCACGCAGUGGUGGUGGGACAGCCGGCGUGCCGUUCGACAGCGGCGAGGGCGACAUUGACGGCCCGAAGCCACAGCUCUCCCUCCUCAAAGCAAUGUCUCUCUCAGAUGACUGUCUUGCAUCAUCGGUUGGAGGCUAUCAAUUUGCGGACAUACCCAAAGUCAAGCCGCGAAUGACACCACUAGGCUCACCAAACGUCCAAGUGUACUCAAUCCCCAACAAGCACGGACAAGGAGCACCGGUUGGGCGCAAGACGGUCGCGGAGCUGCAAACGAAGGCGCGGUCGCGGUCGCGGUCGCAGUCACUGAACCAACAAGAGCUUAACGACUCGCGGGAUGGAGUUGUUGGGCUUUCGCAGACGACGCACCUCGCAGAGGGAUCAUCACAGGCUACGACGUCGCCAGCCGUCAACAUGGUGCCGCCAUCAGCGGCGUCAGGCUCAUACGACGCAGCCAACACUUCGGUCAGAUCGCAAUCGUCACUUGCUACAACUAGUGACGCAGAGACGCCGGCGGAGAUCGGAGAGUCACGCGGCAUGCCCAAGAUAGUGAGUGGCCAGCCUUCGGCGUCGUCGUCAUCGCCAUCGUCGUCAUCAUCAUCGUCGUCGAUGGAGUCAUCGUGUGUGGCGAGCCCAGAUGAUUCUGGACCGACGCCAAGUGGCCCAGUCAACAACGCCGCAAGUUCGUCCUCGUGCGACGGACUUGUCCAGCAUGACUCGAUUGUGAUUGUGCGUGCUCCGCGGGUGCGGCUGAAGCGGGCGACAUCGUACGGAGAAGAUGAGCAGCACGAGGAGGUUGAAGGCAACGAAGGGGCCGAUCGACUUGGCAACGACUCGCUCGGCCUCGCCGAUGCCGGGGUGAGCAUCAUUAUGAACGAGGCAAGUAUGGAGCUGGGUGCGGGCGUGAUGGACUCACAUGUGUUAAGAGACAUGGGAACGCUUGCGCCACGGCGCGUCGGAUUUCUCUCAAACCAAGAGCUCAGUACGGUUCGGAGCAAGAGCUCACCAGAAAAGAGCGAUGCGUACAACUCGCGGUUGGCGAGUAUGCAGUCUGGGUCGGCGACUGAGCUCGCAUGGCGAAAGACGGUCGGGCAGCAGCGGGCGCGGACAGCAAUGCAGCGGGACGAUGUGGAGGUCCGGCAGCGAUGGGUGUUGUGGGGCAUGAUGGGUCUUGUUGUGGUCCUCGCGUUCUCCCUCCUCGCGCUUGUCGAGCUGCAGUACAUGGUGAACGUGUCAUCAAUUGUGGCGGUGGCCGGGUCACGGAUGGCGCUCAACGAGGACAUUUUCACGUUUGGCCUGGAGAUGAACAUGAUGGAGAGCACCAAGUUGGGCGCAUUUACGCGGGCUGUUGUUCCAUUUGCAGCAGUGCCGUGGGACGAUGUGCUCGCACGGCCGACUGUGGCGACGGUCCGGUUCCGGGCACACGGAAGUGGUACAAGCGCGCGAGAACGACUCGGGCAAUCGUUGCAGCGGAUGCGCGACGCGCAGCAAACGAUCACGCUCCGCAAGCGAAACAACUUUGAUGUCCCACCACAAGACAAGCUGGAAAAGAGCGGAGCAUGCCUCGUUGUGGACGCGCCGUGUCGAACUCCAGGCGAGCCACUGUUUGAGAUGGUGGCCAACGGGCUAGCGCAUAUGCUGCUGGAGCUGGUACGGGUUGGGCGCGAGCUGGUCCGGGCGAGCGCGUCGCGCCUAGGGCCAGCCGUGGCAGAGCUGGGGGUCAUCACCAGCGUGUGUCCACGCGAGGGCCGCAGCGGGACGGCACUUUCUGUCCAGUUAUAUGCCGACGCAGACGACAUUCGAGUUCUGCUCUGGUGGAUUCCACUUGUGGCGCUCCUGCUCCAGCUUGUGGUGUUUGGCACGUUCAUGUUGGUCGUCCUCGUUCCGAUGAUCCAGACACUAAGGGCUGGCAACCGACGCACGCUAUUUAUGCUCGGACUCCUUCCGCACGAAGUCGUCCUGGCAGUACCAGAGGUUGCAGCAUUUUUCUCGCUAGAUCGAGAGUACGCUUAG
Thecamonas trahens ATCC 50062 is the source of this 7062-nucleotide messenger RNA. RefSeq lists its product as uncharacterized. Lineage: Eukaryota; Apusomonadida; Apusomonadidae. The transcript has a single exon. The coding region runs from base 1 to 7062 and encodes 2353 amino acids. The record is from RefSeq and is a predicted model, not a curated record.